AUGACGACGAGCAUCAGAACCUUCCGAGGAGUGUGCAAGAAAAUCGACCACUUCCCCGAGGAUGCAGACUACGAGCAAGACACGGCCGAGUACCUGCUCCGUGCAGUGAGAGCAUCCAGCAUCUUCCCCAUCCUCAGCGUGGGGCUGCUGUUCUUCGGGGGCCUGUGCGUGGCCGCCAGCGAGUUCUACAAGAGCAAACACAACGUCAUCCUCAGCGCUGGCAUCUUCUUCGUCUCUGCAGGUCUCAGCAACAUCAUCGGGAUCAUAGUGUACAUCUCGGCCAACGCGGGGGACCCGGGGCAGAGCGACUCCAAGAAGAGCUACUCCUACGGCUGGUCCUUCUACUUCGGGGCGCUGUCGUUCAUCAUCGCCGAGAUGGUGGGCGUGAUCGCCGUGCACAUGUACAUCGAGAAGCACCGCCAGAUCCGCGCCAGGUCGCACUCGGAGCUGCUCAAGAGGUCGGCCUUCACCCGCCUGCCGCCCUACAGGUACCGCUUCCGCCGGCGGUCCAGCUCCCGCUCCACCGAGCCCCGCUCCCGGGACAUGUCGCCCAUCAGCAAAGGGUUCAGCACCAUCCCCUCCACCGACAUCUCCAUGUUCACCCUCUCCAGGGAUCCCUCCAAGGUCACCAUGGGGACGCUGCUCAACUCGGAGCGGGACCACGGUUUUUUACAGGUCCACAACUCCAUCCCCAAAGAGUUCAAGGAGUCUUUGCACAACAACCCGGCCAACAGACGAACCACGCCGGUCUGAGGCGGGCUGGGCCGUGGGCAGGCUGCAUGGCAUCACCCUCGUGACGGUGUAACCUGUGAAAUCCCGUUUUUAAGGACAAACCCGGAGGCUCCCCGUGCCCCUGCCCGUGGGGCUGGUUUUUCACUCCUGAAAUGCCACUGGCCGGGCCGGGCCGCGGCACCUGCAGUGGGAGCGGGACCCCCGAGGGGAGGGGACGGGGCCGCGCUGGGACCCCGGCCCUGGUGUCCCACAGACUGAGCGGGCUCCAGCCCCCGGGACAGCGGCUUCCCGAGGUCUCCAUCGUUCGUGUGAUCAUAACCGCAGUGUUCCCAUAGCUGUGUGUCCAUGGAAAUGCUGGCGAUAGCCCUGUCCGUGAGAACCCUUACCCGGUAUUACCUUUCGGUGGAAUCGCCUGGAAGGCCGCAGCUGGAAGCACUGAGCUAGUGCCGGAGCGAUGCUUGUGUUCCGAACCCCCUUCCCUGUCGUGCUGGAUGGAGUGCUCGGGCUGGGUUCCUCUAUGGCGUUUCGUGCAUGCAUUAAAUAGCUUGGAAUUCAAUUUUGUCAUGUCGGGUUGGAAGAAACAUCCUUUUGCAAUUUUCUGUGGUCUCGAAAGGGCUUAUUUCCUUCCCUUCCUUCCCUUCCUUCCCUUCCUUCCCUCCCAUGAAAGGACUCAGGAGCAGAAUUACUCCAGUGACUGGUAGCAAGUAUCCAGCGUUUAAUUCACCUCUAAUGUUGCAAGCAAACGAAUUACUUCCCUGCAGUUGGUACACACGCAGUCAGAGAUGACUGGCUGGGCACAGCCGAGGGGCAACGCGCUACCGUGGUGCUGCGGGAGCGGCUGCAGCCGCGCGCGGAUGGGGUGUGAUUCCCGAAUGGCUGGGAGAUCCAUGAGAAAAACAAUAAAAUUGUCCAGUUUGGCAAGUUC
This is a messenger RNA of Zonotrichia albicollis (white-throated sparrow), 1657 nucleotides long. The record is from RefSeq and is a predicted model, not a curated record. Lineage: Eukaryota; Metazoa; Chordata; Aves; Passeriformes; Passerellidae.